Molecule: messenger RNA, 1995 nt
Organism: Gadus morhua (Atlantic cod)
Lineage: Eukaryota; Metazoa; Chordata; Actinopteri; Gadiformes; Gadidae
Gene: ca14
Product: carbonic anhydrase XIV
Exons: 13
Coding region: 26-1210 (394 amino acids)
Cellular component (GO): plasma membrane
Molecular function (GO): carbonate dehydratase activity; zinc ion binding
Source: RefSeq, a predicted model, not a curated record
UUGUGUAUGGGUGAGGAGGGCUAACAUGGACUGGGUGGCUCUGUUUUUCCCUCUAACGGUGCUCCUUAGCCGAUGGAUUGUAGUGCCAGCGGCCGAGGAAACAUACUGGACCUACACCGGCUUGGUGGGCCAAUCGCAGUGGUCAACGUACUUUCCGGAGUGUAGUGGCUACUCUCAGUCUCCUAUUGACGUGGUGACGUCUCAGACCAAACACGACCCUACACUGAGCCCGCUGACCCCCCUGGGCUACAGCCAGCACGGCAACCAGCCCUUCUCUCUCUACAACAACGGACAUACAGUGGUGAUCGAGCUGCCGGACUGGAUGGGCCUACGGGGGCUACCCUGGCUAUACACGGCUGCCCAGAUGCACCUCCACUGGGGCAGCGGGGGCCCAGGCCAUGGGGGCAGUGAACACACCAUCGACGGAGAGAGCACAGACGCAGAGCUCCACCUGGUCCACUACAAUUCAGACCUCUACCCCAACAUCUCCACGGCGAUGACCAAGGAGAACGGCUUAGCUGUGUUGGGGAUCCUCAUAGAGACAGGUCCGGAGAACAACCAAGCAUUUGAUAACAUCCUCAACUAUCUGGGACGCGUUAGACACGCAGACCAGAAAGUGUUCAUCCCGGCCUUCAACAUCGAGGCUCUGCUUCCCGGGAACAUGUGGCGGUACUAUCGCUACAAGGGCUCCCUGACCACCCCGCCCUGCGACCAGACCGUCCUCUGGACACUGUUCCAGGAGAGGAUCAGCAUCUCACAGGCCCAGCUGCUGAAGCUGGAGACGUCUCUGUACUCCAGCAGAGAAGAGGAACCAGACAAGAUGCUCCUCCAAGACAACUACCGCUCCACCCAGCCCCCCAACAACAGGGUGGUCCUCACCUCCUUUUCAGAAGGAUCACUCAAGGAUUUGUCCUCUGGUGAGGUCACCGCCAUAGUUGUGGGGGUCAUGUGUGGCUGCGUGGGUCUGGCCGUCAUCAUCCGUUUCAUCGUAAAGACGAUACGAUUUCUCAAACAUUUCCGCAAUGAGAGAGCAGUGAACAGCUCUACCUCUAGCUGGGACGUCCUGCCCAGUAUCCGGCCCACCCCAAUGCCAAGGGCGAACAUGUCGGAGAAGCAGAAUGAACAGAAACAAGACGUUGCUCUCAGUUUGACAUCUGGAGCAGGAGGUCCUAAAGAAGAGCCCUUGUCUUCACUUAAAGCCGAGCCCUGACCAAUCAGGGAUCCCCAACAUCACCGCAACUCGGAGCAGUCUCUUAGGCUUAAGGCAAAAAAGUUUUUGGGCUCCUGUUUCCAUCCCCAUUCACUUUUCUCCACAGUGGCCCGAGGGAAACCAAAAAAAAAUCUGAAAGAUAGACAGGUUGUUUUAAAGAUCGGGGCAUACCUAAAAUAAUAAAUGAGGGAUGAAAUUACUUGGAAAUUUGAUUUUUGUAAAAUAUCUUGCCCUUCAAUGUUACAAAUCAAGUCAGUACAACUUGCAACCAAGGCUUGGAGUCUGGACACAUUGCGGGAUGGGGCAGUCUCUAGAGGAUUUCUUUGUCAUCUUUUACCUUUGUAUCCUGUGGCUGCAGUAUUGCUUGUAAAUUACUUAACAAUUGUUUUCUUCCGCCAUACUUGCCUAAGGACAUUGUUAAAUGAUGCCCCAGUAAAACAAACAGCCUCUGAGGCCAGUGCAUGUUGUUUUCUGUUGUUGGGCUUCCCUUUCUCGUCAAAUGACCAUGAAGAACAUUCAAGCACAGCCGAGUAAGGGAUUUGUAAACCUCACCUCACGUUAUCUCUAGGCCUUAUGUUGUUCUCCAGAAACCCAACUCAAGUAUUUUUGAUUAAAGGUGCUAUAAUUCUGUUUAAAGUGUUAUGCAUAUAAAAAAAAAUUCAAAUGUAAAAUAAGUCAUUGAUGUAGUAUGAUGUCUCUGAGCCUGCUCUGUCUGUACAGGCCUGUAUUUGUAUGACUUCUGUAAAUAGCUCUUAAACCCAUGUGCCACAUUAAAAUACUUGAAA